AUGCAAUUCCCACAUAACACGAAUCUAUAUUAUAUUGUUCAGAAUACGCCUACGGUCAAAAUACCCCUGGACGAUAUAUCUGAUCUCAUGUUAAAACUGUCACCAUCCAUAGAAGACAUAUUCAUAAAAUGCUUUUGGAGAGGCGUAUCGUACAAAUGCAGGGAUAUCCUGCGGUUUCAACGUACCGAAGAAGGGUUUUGUUAUUCAUUUAACAGCCAAACGGCCGAGAGGAGUACAAAUGACGAAAGCAAUAUUAACCCACCGUUUGUUGGACCAGAUGGGAUACUCAUUCCACUUCGAAACAAUGCGGCGGGCAAAGAGACUGGAUUAAAAUUAAUCAUGAGCAACAUGAGCAGCGAAUUUUUCCCUACAGACAAUCGAAGGAGAGGCUUUAACGUGAUGAUACAUCCUAACGAUGGCUUUCCGGACGUGGCUACUGCCUACAAGAUUCACGCGGUACGCGAUCGCAUCACACGGAUAUCGGUUAGCGUUGCCCAGGUGGAGGCGGACGAAUCGCUCGACCGUCUUGACAUUCGGAACAGCCAGUGUUAUUUGUACAGAGCUAAGGCGAAGAACCUUAACUCACUGUUUCACAAGAGCAGCAAUGAGGACACGUGUUUCAUCAAGUGUAGGAUGAGGGCCAUCUACCAGGCGUGCAACUGUACCCAGUACUUUUUCAAAUUGUACAAAGGUCUCGGAACCCAUUGUGGAAUUGAACACAUACCUUGUUUGAUUGAGAACGAUAUACUUCAACGCAAUCCCAAAAUCCCGGAAGACGAACCAGGAUUUCCCAGAUGGAGUAUACCAUUUUCCAUGAAUUGCAGUUGCAGACCACCUUGUUCGUUUACCACGUAUACGACCGAGCUCCGGUAUGAAUUUAGACAAUUUAUCAAUAAAGAGCCGUCGUCCUCGAGAUACGAUGUAUUCCUAGAAGUUAAUUACAGAGAAUUGUUUGCUACAAGCUAUCGUCGAUCCAUGAGAUAUACCACUCAAGAUUUGUUGGUGUCUUUUGGUGGAGUGGCCAGUCUGUUUCUCGGUUGUAGUCUGGUCAGUAUAGUGGAAAUACUUUACGUCAUAUAUAAGUCAUUCUUGGUGAUUGUGCGAAAUCAAUACAACAACUACAAGUUAAACAACAAUCCAGCUUGGCCAGAUGCAACUGCGAUAUAA
This is a messenger RNA of Macrosiphum euphorbiae (potato aphid), 1167 nucleotides long. NCBI's taxonomy places the organism in Eukaryota, Metazoa, Arthropoda, Insecta, Hemiptera, Aphididae. The record is from the annotation of a GenBank genome assembly.